AAAUAAAUUUGUUUUACUGCAAAUCCCUGCACUUCGGGUUUCGCGGUACAUGUGACAGUUGAAGAGCAGGUGUGAGACAGUGGCCAACUUCUGAAUGUACCCAAAGGAUACAGUAAGACGCUGUAAAAGUCACCUCUGCGGUUUUCCAGGAGAUCAAACCCAGUUUCUCCUGCCUCCUCGUUGUGCUCUGGGUGGUGAGGCACAGGGCUGUCGAAAUUAAACUUCGUUUCCUCUGUAUUUUCGGACCUUUCUUAAUAAUCACCGCGCUUGAGCAGCGACAGCGGGGCAGCCUUUUUCCCUGUUCUGUUAGUGCCGCCGCAGGGCGGCAGGGAGCGCCCGCACGCUCAGGGUUUGAAGGUGGAUGGAUGGAGCACGAGUGCAUACUGUGUGGAUCUGCUCAUCUAGGGAGUCGUCUUUUAGCAGCUCAUGUAUCGCUGACAAGUGCUUUGAGUUGGAUGCUGACAAAUAUGAGAAUGAUCCAGAAUUAGAAAAGAUCCGAAAAGAGAGAAACUACUCCUGGAUGGACAUAAUAACCAUAUGCAAAGACAAACUACCAAAUUACGAAGAAAAGGUGAAGAUGUUUUACGAGGAGCAUUUACACCUGGAUGACGAGAUUCGCUACAUCCUGGACGGCAGUGGGUACUUCGACGUGAGGGAUCAAGAGGACAGGUGGAUCCGGAUCUUCAUGGAGAAAGGAGACAUGAUCACUCUCCCCGCCGGGAUGUACCACCGCUUCACACUGGAUGAGAAGAACUAUGUGAAGGCCAUGCGGCUGUUUGUGGGAGACCCAGUGUGGACGGCGUACAGCCGGCCGGCUGACCACUUCGAGGCCCGCGGGCAGUACCUAGAGUUUCUGGCGCAGACGGCCUAGUGGUGCCCUGGGGCCUGGCGCACCCCGGCCCCCCUUGUGACGGUCCCAGACCUGAUGGCAGCAGAAAAUCCGUUGUAUUGUCUUUGCUUUUGUGUUGUAGACUUGAGGCUAGGUGAGCUUUCCUCUGCAAGAUUGUUGGAUCAGAAUACGUUUUAAUGGGAGCAGCUGUAGAACCGGUUUGCACGUGGAAGCAUCUGUGAAGAUCUGGGCAAAUCCGCUCCUUUUCUCUGAUUCAGGAUCAGUGGUCAGCGGCCCUGUGUCAGCUCGUGCCUUCAGCUGUGACCCAGUGAGUUUCAGCGCCCCAAACGCAGCCCCUUAGCUGCCCCAUCUGGACCCGAUUCUUGGACUUUAAGGAGAUCCCAGGCGAGGCCACGCCUGCCCUGUACGGAGGAGCGAGAGGAUGACAGGAGUGCACAGAGGACGCUCUUCCCCAAACGCAGCCCCUUAGCUGCCCCAUCUGGACCCGAUUCUUGGACUUUAAGGAGAUCCCAGGCGAGGCCACGCCUGCCCUGUACGGAGGAGCGAGAGGAUGACAGGAGUGCACAGAGAGAGGACGCUCUUCCCCAAACACGGGGGAAGCUGGGUGGGGGGGUGCCGUGGGGGAUGGGCUGGCGUGUUAGGGGGACCCUCGCUUGAUUAUGCCACGUUCUUGUUCAAGAUAAAGUAGCUGCCUUCAUGUUACGCUUGUGGCUUGGAGUUACCUUAUAUUCUGGUACAUAUGGUUCCUUAAAAUCAUCCCACUUAGAUCCUUUGUGGGAUUGUAUGUGUGUCUAAUUAAUUUUUAUUUUAUCUGGGUUAUUACUUGUUCCAGGUGAGAUUUCUAGGUUAAACUCCCUACAGUAAAUCUCUUUUACAAUGCAAGCCUUUGAAUUUUAACAGAAAAA
This is a messenger RNA of Physeter macrocephalus (sperm whale), 1755 nucleotides long. RefSeq names its product acireductone dioxygenase 1 (gene ADI1). The record is from RefSeq and is a predicted model, not a curated record. Gene Ontology annotation, molecular function: acireductone dioxygenase [iron(II)-requiring] activity. Bases 362 to 871 code for a protein of 169 amino acids. NCBI's taxonomy places the organism in Eukaryota, Metazoa, Chordata, Mammalia, Artiodactyla, Physeteridae. The transcript has 4 exons.